GCCUUGGCUUUUCGACGUGUAAUUGCCCCAAUUCAAACUGCCCUACUGUUUCUAUUCCACGCUUAAUUGCUUCCUUUCCUUCUGUGCUCUCUCUCUCUCUCUCUCUUCCCUUCGUUUCUUUCUGUGACGUGUGCCAAAACUUGUGACGCUUUUUUUCUGUUCUUCUCUUUCCUUUACAGAGAUGGCAACAAUAAUCCAGAAACAAGAACUUGAAGAAGACGAUGAGACUGGGAACGCUGAUCUCAGAAUCAGCGGCGCUGGAGAUGCACACCCGGACAAGGUAGACCCCACAGCGAAGGAGGUUGCUCUAAAGGAAGAGCCUGACUCGGAGGAUAGAUCACCUGCGCCUCUUGGUGUUAUGCCCGUCGCAGUCCAUGUGCCGACGGCGAUCAGGAUGCCGUUGGCGGCUGCUCCGCCCAAAAGAGCUUCCACGAAAGACCGACACACCAAAGUGGAGGGUCGGGGCAGAAGAAUCCGAAUGCCUGCAACAUGUGCUGCUAGGAUCUUCCAGCUGACCAGGGAGCUGGGUCAUAAAUCCGAUGGAGAGACCAUUAGGUGGUUACUUGAGCAUGCGGAGCCAGCAAUUAUAGCCACCACCGGAACCGGAACUGUUCCUGCUAUUGCCAUGUCAGUCAAUGGGACCCUCAAAAUCCCCACCACCUCUAGCACAAACUCAGAACCCAGCGACCCAUCCAUUAAAAAGAAGCGUAAAAGACCAGCUAAUAGCGAGUACAUUGACAUAAGUGACGCCGCCGUUUCAGUCUCCGCGCCUCUUGCCCCUAUAAUAACACAACCACAAACACCACCACCACCACCACCACCACCACAACCCCCUCAACAAGCAGCAACCGCAGUAGUUCCUCAGGGUUUAGUUCCCAUGUGGGCCAUACCGUCUAACGCCGUGGUUCCUGGCGCGUUCUUCAUGGUACCGCCCAUGGCGGCAUCCAUUGCGGGACCUCCGAACCAGCCCCAAAUAUUCACGUUCCCUGCUGCGGCUACGCCUCUAAUCAACAUAUCGGCGAGGCCGAUAUCGUCUUUCGUAUCGUCCAUGCAACAAGCUGCCAAUAUAGCAGUAGCUAUGCCUGUCUCGAGUUCUACUGUUUCUGGUUCAAAGCCUGCGAAAGCUACGUCAGUUAUGGCGCCAAGUUCAAGUUCUGCUCCCAUUAGUAGUACUACUACAACAAGUACCACUACCACGCAAAUGCUUAGAGACUUUUCCUUGGAGAUUUACGAUAAACAGGAGCUCCAGUUCAUGACUCGAUCUUCGAAACAUUGAAAACACGAAAAAGUAUUUUCGGUGGUUUUUUCUCCGUCUCUCGGCUCUUUUCGUUCACUGGUGACUUUUUUGGGGUACACUUUUUGGUCUAUCCGCCAUUAACGAGAUCGUUUGAGCUCGAAAAUUGCCUUGGCUGAUGGGGGGAUUGUUCUGGUGCGGUGGGGGGAGCACGUGCACUCGUGAGGAUGGGCUCUAAUUGUGCACGUGUAAAGUGGGGUCACUAUUAGGCAAUUGGCUGGGGUGUUGGGUCCACCAUAUGUGGUGGGUCAACACUCAGCCUAAAAUGCAAAGGUAGACUCGGCUCCGUGGACCGUGCAGUGCAAAAAGAGUAGCAUUUUUUUUUUUUUAAAGAGUGGGGCAGCCGCAUGUGAUGGGGCGCGGGCCCCAAAGGAAGUGGGCCUUAUGGGACCGUUUGGACAUCGUUUACGAGGCGGCCGCGUGGUGGUCCCCAUUGGUUGGUUCGGUGGUCCGAUCGAGAGCAGAGCAGUGGGGAAGUAAUGCUUGAGGUAGAGAAGGAGAAGGGGACACGUAUCCUGUGUUUAUCUGUCGAUGUGGGGCCGACCCUUUUGUAUCUUGGAGGUAGGGUCCUUUUUUAUGUGGGCCUUGAUAUGCAAAAGGAAAACGGGAUGGUGAUGAGGAUGAUGUUGGGCAUUGGAUGCUGCUGGCCUUUACUUGUCUUGGAAUAUUAGAGUUGGGUUACAACCAAAUGUACAUGUAGCCUGUAACAUGUUAGCUUUCCUCUUUGACUCAGUUUUUAGUCAAUUGAAUUCCAACAUCUCAGUCUUUGAUGGUUUGUGAAGUCUAGUUUCAUCAAAUGGUGGGUCCUUGGUCCCACCACAACCACCCCCAGUUUCGCUCUUUAUUAUUAUUAUUAUUAUUAUUAUUAUUUUAUCUCGGGAAUUAUAAAAUCAUUUGAACUUUCAUAAAUUUAAUAGUUGUUUUUUUAUCA
Messenger RNA from Hevea brasiliensis (rubber tree), 2225 nucleotides. RefSeq names its product transcription factor TCP9. The transcript has a single exon. The record is from RefSeq and is a predicted model, not a curated record. The coding region runs from base 182 to 1276 and encodes 364 amino acids. NCBI's taxonomy places the organism in Eukaryota, Viridiplantae, Streptophyta, Magnoliopsida, Malpighiales, Euphorbiaceae. Gene Ontology annotation, cellular component: nucleus. Gene Ontology annotation, molecular function: DNA-binding transcription factor activity; sequence-specific DNA binding.